ACUUACUAGCAAUUAGUGAGAAGGCAGGCUCUUGCUCCGCCUACUAAGAAACCCUCAGUUUUUGAGUAUGGCAUAUGUUGAAAUGCAUUUGCAGUGCAAAGCUACAAGAAGCCAACAGGCUAGGUCUUACUAUCUGGGACUGGUCAAAACAUAAUUCCAUCCAAAUCUGAUCUCAUCUCUACAAGCUGGGAGUACAGUUUCUGAAGCAAAUGCAAGGAUGGCUGUCGAGUACCACGCCACUACACUGUCAAACAUGGACAUCGACAACAGUAAAAUUGGGUAUAAGCAACUUUUCAUGGAUGGCAGCAAGUUCCAGUAUUCAGUUUAUGCACUGAGAAACAGUCCUUUCCGGCUUGCUACAGUUUGCCUAGGCCUGCUGUGUGUUCUCCUGUUGGCUGGGGUCAUAGGCCAGAGUGCCCACUACCAAAAAAUGCAUCAGGACCAUCAGAACAAUCUAAAAGCCAUCACCAAAGAGAAAGAGAAUCUGCAGGAGGACCUACAGACAACACAAAAGAGGAAGAGGGAACUUGAGACCACAUAUAAUAACUUACGGAAUAGUAAUGAUUACUUAUCUAAAAGGAACAGCCAGAUACAGAUCAAUAACAACUUACUAACCAAAGAAACAAACAGCCUUAAACUUAGUCAAAGCCAGUUACAGGCCAGUAACAUUGCUUUAAGCAACAAGAUAGAACAGCUGAACACCAGUAAUGGCCAGCUGCAGACUAAAAACAAUGCCUUGACUACAGCCAAUGACCUACUUCAAAAACAGUACAAUUCGGCAGUCAAGCGCAAAAAUGAGUUACAGACCAGUUAUGACUCAGUGACCAAAGACAGAGACAAUUUACAGAACAAAUACAAUAAUGCAACCAGAUCAAAAGAACAGCUGCAAGUGGAUUACAACACCCUGAUCAAUGAUGUAGAGCAUUUGCGGGACAGGUACAACUUCUCUAUCAAUGAGAAAGACAAGCUAGCAAGUAGUCACCAAAACCUGACAAUAACAAAAGAAACUCUGCAGGCCAGUUAUGACGUACUUUUAAAAGCAACAGAUGAGCAGCGGGCUUCUUAUGCGUCCUUGCUUCAGGAAAAAGAUGAGCUUGAAAACAGCUGCAAAAAUGUAACUGUGGAGAGAGCCCUAUUGAAGAGGAAAAAUGACAACUUGACUGCUGAGCGAGACCAGCUGCAGGUGGAAGUUGAGAGGCUAAAAGCAAUAACUCAAGCUAGGACAUGCCCCACUGGCUGGAAGAAAUUUCAGAGCAGCUGCUACUUUACUUCUGCUGGAAAGAAAAACUGGAGGGCGAGCAGAGAAUACUGUCAAAACAAAGGAGGAGAUCUGGCAAUCAUAAAAAGCCAAGAAGAAAUGACCUUCAUCAACGGCUUGUAUGGAAGCGAAAAAGAAGUCUGGAUUGGACUGACUGAUACAGGAGUAGAAGGGGAGUGGAAAUGGGUUGAUGGUACCCCACUGACUACAGCGUUCUGGGGUAAAGACCAGCCCAACAGUUUUGACGGCAGGAACCAAGACUGUGUGGAGUUCUGGCACCGUGCGACAGGGAAUGGUGACUGGAAUGAUGAGAACUGUAACAUAGAGCAAAACUGGAUCUGUGAAAUGUAAUCUUACUGUACAGAGAGCUUUAUCUAGCCUUGCUGGCCAUUGUUUGGCAUUGCAAAUCAUCUUGUAUUAUCAGUGUAGGGCAAAACAGUGAUGCAUAAAGAGACUGCUUUCAGUGAAUUGGAAAUACGAGAAAUACUAGACUCUUUGUUUGCUUAAAAAUCAAUAUGAGACCAAUUUACACACCAUGACAACAUUGCUAAUGGCUAAUGGCUGAAAUGUUUUGUUGUGGUUUAUUGUUGUGAUGAGGUUGUUGAUUGUUUGAAACACAAUAUCUUGGUAAUGUGGAACCACUUUGGUUCAAAGGGAACCAAGCUUUCCAUAAAUAUUUGUACAUAUCGUAGAAACAGUUAUGUUUGUGUUUUAACUAAUUUCUAAUUAAUGAUAAUUGAUUUUAAUUUUACCAGUAUGUAGAAAAAAAAUUAUUGUUGUCCAACUGUCCAACUGAUUUGUUACUGUUACUAAGAGUUGUACUCAUUAAUCAGUUCAUGUUGAGCUAGUGAUGAGGUAGUUGGGUGGAGCUUGCGAGAAGAGAAACAAACAUGAUCAAAGUGAGAUUUUUACUAAUGUUGGCUAUUUUUGUGUUCAUUUUUUUCUUCUUGCAUCACCGAGAAUGCACACAUCCAGCCAGAUUCACAUUAAUGCAAAGAAAAUUGAUGCAAUAUACUCAAUAAAAUUUCAAAAUCUA
This is a messenger RNA of Scatophagus argus, 2294 nucleotides long. RefSeq names its product CD209 antigen-like. NCBI's taxonomy places the organism in Eukaryota, Metazoa, Chordata, Actinopteri, Scatophagidae. Bases 218 to 1609 code for a protein of 463 amino acids. The transcript has 7 exons. The record is from RefSeq and is a predicted model, not a curated record.